This is a messenger RNA of Vanrija pseudolonga, 2031 nucleotides long. RefSeq lists its product as uncharacterized. The transcript is spliced from 2 exons. NCBI's taxonomy places the organism in Eukaryota, Fungi, Basidiomycota, Tremellomycetes, Trichosporonales, Trichosporonaceae. The coding region runs from base 344 to 1636 and encodes 430 amino acids. The record is from RefSeq and is a predicted model, not a curated record.
UUCUUCAUCGCUGGAACCACGCACUUGACGACCAACCUGAACGACUACGGCACCACCACACGCGGUUUGAUAGCAUUCCCCGUUGCCCCGUGUCUCGUCUUGAAAGACCAAAUUGGACAGGUGUACGGCAACAACGGCAGCGACAGUCUAUUCGAUCCUAGAUUCGUCUUUGCCCAUUAUUAUUACACGCUCGACGACUCAAACGCAACUGGAUUGUGAUAGCGACUAGACUCUACAACAACACUUCAACUACACGACAUCCGGCGACACACACGCGCCAUCAUUCACUGCCACCAAUACAACUUGACGACGCCACCAAGCUCCCACUCGUCCCGUUGCCACGAUGUCCACCACCCGUGUCUCGAGCCGCAAGACUUCGGUCCCUUGCACUCCUCUCCCCAUUGCACCCCCCACUCCCAACUCGCCUCGUCGUCACCGUGCACGCCACAUGCACCUGCACGAACCAAUGGAAUCGGGUCUGUUUACAGUCUCCGAGGCGGACGAGGACGAGUUUGGCUCCUUUGCCGGUCCGAGCUCGCGCCAUCGCUCUUCUUGGCAGUCUGACCUCUUCUAUCCUUCGUCACCAGCAAUGUUGAGCUCGGACACCCACGACUCUCGUGAGGUCACCACCCCUUGCUCUGAGAACGACGACCCAUUCUCGCUCGACGGCAUUCACAACGGCCAGUUCGACUCGGCAGAAGACCAUGGUCACCUCCAGCUUGGCAAGUCACUGUUUACCUCGCGCUCGCCCUUCCGUGAAGGCCGUCGCCCACCACCGCUUGACCUCGACUCGUUCCUUGGCCACGCGCGCUCGCCGGCCGGUCGCUCCCCUCGUACUGCCACGACCCCGUCGACUGCGCGCCCCAUCCGCGUGUCGUCGGGCCUCGCCUCGCCUCUGCCCCGUACGCCCACUAUGGGUACCUCUGGCCUCCUCCCCGCCCUUCCCAUCCUCAGCGACGAGCAGUGGGAGGCCGCCCGCGACAGCAUGCCCUCGCCCAUCACCCCGACUACCCCCCUUACGCCCAGGACCCCCAGCGACCCGUCGUCGGGCGUCAACCUCGUCUCUGCCCUACGCGAGCUCCUUACUACCUGCGGCGAGUACGACGACCAGUUCUGCAAGGAGACGGGCAUGUUUGCCGAUGCGCCAGAGUCGCCCGUCAAGGACGCCGACCGCUUCGCCGACGCCCCGUCGCCAUGCCAGUCCCCUCGUCGCAAGGACCUCUACACGACUCCCGAAAUGUCGCCUUCCUACCGGGCCGUUCCUGGUGCUCCCUACGCCAAGGUGUCUCGUGCGAACCGUCCGGCUCCCCGUUUCACAGGCGGUAACCACACUUUCCUGCAGAGCCUUUCGGCCUCUGCGACCCCGAAUGUGUCGGCUUCAAACUCGAUGCGCUCAAUGACGAGCGUGCCUGGCUUGAGCCCGUCGUCGUCCAUGUCGUCGCUGAGGUCUUCGGACUCGGUCCAGAGCAUUUCGUCGUCGUCGUCGUCGCUCUCCGGCUCUCCCGCAUCCUUCAUUAGCACGAGCUCGAUCGACACGUCGCCAUCACCGUCCCGCACUGGCAAGGCGCCACGUGUUUCGUCGCGUCGCAACCUGCCCAUGCGUGCGAGCCUCCCUGCCAUCUGGACCGACCUCUAAAGCCCUUCGCAUCAACAACCCCGUUCUUCGCGUUUCGUUCCCACCCCUUAGACCGCGCAUAGUCGUUGCGCGCAGCAUUCCUUCGGUCGGGUUUUUCCUCGCAUUCAUCAGGUUUCUAUCACGUUUUAGUUUUCGCUUUUGUCUCCCUCUCUGUCGCGCCGGUCGCAUCGUCUUUAGCAUUUACCUAUACCCUGCGUUGUCGUGUGCACGCGCACGCGCGCAAUCCCGUCCCCCUCCAUUCAACAUGUCCCACGAAAUCUCACUAGCACGCCGGCUGUAAUCCCUCCCCCCUCCCAAAUCCAGCCGCCAGGACACUCUCCUCCACCACCCCCACGAUUUGUACGGAAGUUUCCCCUCUGCAUGUAGUAGUACCAGAUAGCAAAUGCAUAACGUUG